AUGCGUCACAAAGCUGGGAAACCUCCAUCGAUGGGUCCUACUACUAUCGAUUACGCCUUCUUCCCCCAUCUCAUCGACCUCAUGGUUGACCAUUGCGAUGCGUUUGGCCUUCUCAAGCUCCGUUCCGUCUCUCGCAAGAUGCGCGAGCGUGUCGACCCCGUUCUCUUCAAGCACGUCGUCUGUCAACCCUCCACGCGCAACAAGAAGGAGGAGGCCAUGUGUGUGAUCCGAGCCGCAGCAACCUCCGCCGAGCCUGCCCUUGUGUUGGACGCUAAACUCCACAAACCCCUCGUCUCCAAGCACACCAAGGUACUGGACGUCCUCAGCGGUGCCGAUAUGCGUUGCACACUUCUGGAAGAGACCAGCAUUGAUUUCCUUCGGUUAGGUAGCGUGCUGGAGACUCCCCUGUCCCCUUCCCGUGUCCUCGUUCUGUUCCACCCCUGCGAGAAAUAUCCUUUCGACCACGACAGGCACUCUGGGACGGCCCCUUUGUGCUCCAAGAUUGUCUUCAAUGGUCUGGAUGCCCAGGACAAUGCGUACAACGUUUCUUACUACUACGGGAACCACCAGGCCGACUUGGUCUUUGUGUCGUCACACUGGUCUCCGCCACCUACGUGGGAUAGACGGUCGCCUGCGUGGCCGCCGCGGUAUAACCCAAAGCCUGCGGGGCAUUGUAUUGCUGCAACCAUAAUCGACAUCCUCGACGACAGUUCUUACCGCGAUGACACGCCUGGUCCAGUGGUCGCCUGUUCCCUCACCCUCGUAGAUUUCGAACAUAUAAACCCAAUAUGGCUGGGCUUUCAACCCGGCGCCACCAACCAGGACCAAUUGCUGGAAGAAGUGACAGAAUACUGGCGAGGAUACUGCCGCUACGACGACGCUUCCAUGUUGGCAUCCAAUCUCACCAAGUUCCGCUCUCAAAUUCUCCCCAACAUAAAGUUCAUGACGGGCGAGGAAUACGCGGCGACCCUCUCACCUGAGGCCUUCCGGCUGGAGACUGAGCAUCCUCUGGCCCCAUAA
Apiotrichum porosum is the source of this 1020-nucleotide messenger RNA. RefSeq lists its product as uncharacterized. Lineage: Eukaryota; Fungi; Basidiomycota; Tremellomycetes; Trichosporonales; Trichosporonaceae. The record is from RefSeq and is a predicted model, not a curated record. The transcript has a single exon. Bases 1 to 1020 code for a protein of 339 amino acids.